GCUGUUGUUUUUUACAUGUCGACUCUACUGACAGACUGAUACUGCCGGACAGUUUAGAGGAGAGAAAUCAUGAUGGGGUGCUGGUGCUCAAAGAAAAAGUCAAAAAAAUCUCAGCGACAUGAAGAAGAGAGAUUAAGAGCUGCUCAGGAAGACAAAGAAAGGGAACUCAAGUCUGUCAAUCAAAGUCUGACUGAAACCCAGGAUGAACUCCUUCAGGCGAGAACUGCUCUUGAUAAAGAAAGACAAGAACUGAACUCAGUUAGAGAAAGCCGGAAUGAAGCACAGAAUAAACUUCAACAUGCGAGAAACACGCUAAGACAAAAAGAAAAGGAAUUGGAAGCAGUAAAUCAACGUCUGGCAACAUCCCAGGAUAAACUCCUUCAGGCGAGAACUUCUCUGGGAGAGAAAGAUAAAGAACUGAGCUCAGUUAGAGAAAGCCGGAGUGAAAUUAAGAAUCAACUUCAACAGGCGAGAAACACUCUAAAACAAAAAGAAAGGGACUUGAACUCAGUCAAUCAAAGCCUGACUAAAUCCAACAAUGAACUCCUUCAGGCGAGAACUGAUCUGGAAAAGAAAAAUAAAGAACUGAGCUCAGUUAGAGAAAGGUACUGUUCACACAAGUCAAUGGGCCACAUUACAGUUUAGUCUUCAAGAUGCUUAACAGCUGAUGAUGUCAUAGAAAAUAAAAAACACAUCAACAUUUGAUGACUUUACAGCAGAAUCAGUGUUUAGAAGGAUUUUAUCCUGUUGUUUUUUUAUAUCAGCCAGAAAGAAACUGAAAACCAACUUCACCAGGCGAGGUCAGUAUUUUACUGGAUCUGUUGCUGCUGAUCACAAUCAAGAAAACAUUGUUUGGAACUGAUAGACAGUUUUUAAACUUGAAACUUUAAGACUGAAUGCUUUCCAUAUUCUUUUAAAAUUGUCUUUUUUCUUUCUCUAGAAACACUCUAAAACAAAAAGAAAAAGAAUUUAAAUCAGUCAAUCAAAGGUAUACUUCAGUAACAAGCCAAAAAGUUCACAUAACAUAUUGCAGGUCAUGCUGAUUUAAAAAUUAUGAAAGACAAUUUUACAACAAAUUGUUUUGUAAAGAACUUUUGUCUGUUUUGUAAACAGUCUGACUGAAACCCAGGAUGAACUCCUUCAGGAGAGGUCAGUGAUUCACAGAAUUGGUUUCUUUAAAUGCCAAUCACACUUUCUAUGAAUUGAUCACAGAAUAGGGUUAUCUUGAGAAAUGUUAAAGACAAACAGUAACAU
This is a messenger RNA of Poecilia latipinna (sailfin molly), 1254 nucleotides long. Its product is annotated as trichohyalin-like. Bases 70 to 645 code for a protein of 191 amino acids. The record is from RefSeq and is a predicted model, not a curated record. NCBI's taxonomy places the organism in Eukaryota, Metazoa, Chordata, Actinopteri, Cyprinodontiformes, Poeciliidae. The transcript has 13 exons.